AUGGAGGACCUCUACCAUGAAUUGUGGGGUAACCAGUCACCUCGGAUCACGGAUUUUACCGUCCCGGUUCCGGAGGUCCAGUAUAGUCCUCUGCCGGGUUUUGGAAUCGGGCUGCACCCUGAUGAAGUUAACCAAUUCCUCCCGCCAAAGGUUUUGGCCAGUACAGAGCACGUAUUCAAUGUACUUAGAGUCAACUCAAUACUUCCAUGUGGGAGAAAUAGACUUCUUGUACGUAAACAAUUCGAAAUCAUCGAGAGCCACCUUCAACACGCCGCGAGUACAAAGUGGAACAAUACCGACCCAAGUACUGGUGAUCCGCAAUGUGGUACAAACCUUGAUUAUAAGGUUUCUGGUCAACCCGGGUCAGGUAUGAUUUCUUAGCUUACUUUUACCACACCCUUAAUCUGACUUGAGAAUAGGAAAAAGUUAUUUUCUUUCCUAUCUCCUCGCUCGCAGGUUGCAGAUGUGCCAGCCCACCGUCUAUCGCCGGAGUGAUGACCAAUGCUUUCUGUUUGAUGAAGGUACAGCGGGACAAGAAGUCAGCGCCAGCAUCCUAUUUCAGCUUACCGAGGAUAAAAAGCGGGAAAUUUGGAUUCUUACGGAUUCAAUAAUGUGUAACCCAUCUUGGCUACUCUGGGACCACAGUUGGUUUGUUGUUAUGGGUAGUUUACCGGCAAAGGUGAACCAAUCCACAAGAUGGGAGAAGGGUAGAAAUUCCGCGGUCUAUUAUGUUGAUAACUGGAAAUGGGGUGAAAUUCUGGCUGGUUUCAGGUAUUCAUUCCUUGUUUUUUUGCUAUACAGUCCCAGCUGGCUUACAAAAAGAGUUGAGAAUCGUAUUGCAUAUGCUCGACAUCCUACCCCCAAUGAAGUUGUAAAACUCUAUACUAUGUUCGUAUGUCUUGGUCCUGUUGCUCGCACUUGCCUGGAAAUAAUUGCUACAGAUUCGCAAAGUAACUACAAUGACAGCCUGCGAGUUUACUUGGGCCAAAUUGACCGCGAAAUUUAUCACUUCAUUUCUAGUGGUGGUUUAAGUAUCAUGGAUGAUAGUGUGAAUCAGGAAUCAUCACACAAGAUAUCCCUCAUGGUUCCCUCAGCCGAUAGUCGUACCUGCACUACUCAAAUCACAACGAGGUGGAUUGCACACAAGAUCUUUGAGGUGGCUCAUCAGCAAUCGCAGCGGGAUUGCUUCCAACUCUACAAAUACCUUUCUAGCCAGCCGCAACUCCGAAGUGCAGCCAGCUGGUUUUUUGAAGGAUACGCUCAUGAUUGGCUUGGACAUGGUGGAUAUUUUAGUGCUGAUAAGCUUCCAAUCCUGGAUAAGCCUUCUUCAAUCCUUGAGUUUCGGAUUGUUGGUUCACAAUCUGCACCACUCAACUACUUCACGACGCCAGCAGAUUUAGCAAAACAAGUCUGCGGAGAAGGACACCAUGGUAUCAAGGUUGGGGUCAUUGGGAAAUAUUUCCUCCCCCGCAGUUGUAACAACGAGUCACUUGAUGGGCUAGCAUUUAGUCACUCGGACACCCUGAUUUUGUUUCAAAUGACUCUGGCCAAGUCCCAUUCGAUCAAACCAGCUGGGGUAAAGGACCUGCUGGAUUUGUUACCUAACACGAUCAGCAAUAUACAACUUGUCUUUGUUGUUCCCCACGAGAGGAUCGGAUCGUAUACCAGCUUGCAAACCGUGCUAUCUCCGGACAGCGUGCGGCCCCAAGGGCCUCCUGUCACCAUCGAGCAGUUUCGCCUAUCAUUUACAGAGGAUAUGAUGAAAGCGACCGUGGUGAACGGGCCUUUUGUGUCCCAUCCAAAAGCGCAAUUCAUUGGUGGUUGCACUAGUGAUGAUGACACAAAGCAUUCACCGCUCCCGGGUAUUAAUUAG
This is a messenger RNA of Tuber aestivum (summer truffle), 1873 nucleotides long. NCBI's taxonomy places the organism in Eukaryota, Fungi, Ascomycota, Pezizomycetes, Pezizales, Tuberaceae. The record is from the annotation of a GenBank genome assembly.